Messenger RNA from Opisthorchis viverrini, 2685 nucleotides. RefSeq lists its product as hypothetical. Gene Ontology annotation, cellular component: extrinsic component of cytoplasmic side of plasma membrane. Gene Ontology annotation, biological process: cell differentiation; innate immune response; cell surface receptor protein tyrosine kinase signaling pathway. The record is from RefSeq and is a predicted model, not a curated record. Gene Ontology annotation, molecular function: non-membrane spanning protein tyrosine kinase activity; signaling receptor binding; ATP binding. Lineage: Eukaryota; Metazoa; Platyhelminthes; Trematoda; Opisthorchiida; Opisthorchiidae. The transcript is spliced from 7 exons. Bases 1 to 1983 code for a protein of 660 amino acids.
AUGGCUGAACUUAAGGAGCCAAUCCCAAGGUCGCACCCGGUUGGAGGUGUUUCGAACUCCUCUGCUCUCCGGCCCUCGCCGUUUUCAAACGAUGUCAUGGGAAACUCUGGCUCUACUAGCGGCGAGCAGUGCAGUUGGAUAGCCGUACCCACAAGUGACACCACUGCACCUGCGCAAGCCGCCGUUCAUCAGCUGCCGUUUGAACGAACUUCAUCCAGUGGGCACGUGCCUCCGUGUGAGCCCAGUACGUUGGCUGCGAGCACCAUACACGAUUCCAGCAUACAAAACUUUAGGUCCCAGGUCGCCGGAUCGGUUAGCAAUAGAUGCCUCUCUGACCGCUCUGGGGACGUUUGGAACAGCUUUUUAGAGGCUUCCUGUACUCCCUGUAAUGUGCCACAAUCAGCCCAGUCCGUAGCUCGUAUUCAAACCGACCCAAUGAGUUCGAACGCGAUCCACUUACCUACGAACACUUCUACCGCCCAAACCUCGCCAAUACUCAACCCAACUGAUGGAUAUUUUGUGGCAUUACAUGAUUACAUGAAACGCGUGGAUGACGAUUUGAGCAUGGUUAAGGGACAGACAUUCCGGGUUCUUGACCAGUCGCAUUGUGACUGGUGGUAUGUUGAAUGCAGUAGCACAGGGCACAGGGGAUACGUCCCAAAGAACCAUUUGGCUGCGGUAACGAGCAUCGAAUCCAACGAGUGGUACUUUGGCGAAUUACGUCGCGUUGAAGCUGAACAUUAUCUUCAGAUGCCUGGAAAUGAACACGGCUCAUUUUUGGUGCGUUUGAGUGAAUCCCAAGCCAACGAAUAUUCCCUUUCCGUUCGUGAAGAAAGUUCCAUCAAGCAUUACCGAAUCCGAUCCCGUUCCUCUCGAACGAAUCCCGAAUUACAACGGUUCUACAUUUCCCGACAACUCCCGUUCGUUAAUAUUCAACAACUGGUCAGCUACUAUAUGGAAAACCAAUCAGGGCUGUGCUGUCGUCUCCGUCGACCGUGUAUUAAACCCGUCCACCCGGAACCCAUCGGUCUUUCUCACAAGCUCAUUGAUAAGUGGGAGAUCCCCAAAUCCUCUAUUGUACUCAAGGACCAAAUCGGCCAGGGCCAGUUCGGUGAGGUGUACAAAGCAGUUUGGAAUAAAACGACAAUUGUUGCCGUGAAAACUUUGAAACCAAGUUCCUGUGACGCAGCUGACUUCUUACGUGAGGCACAAGUGAUGAAACAACUGCACCAUCCCAAUCUGAUCCAACUGUAUGCCGUGUGCACCCAAUCCGAACCGUUUUAUUUAGUCACUGAAUACAUGUCCAAAGGUUCCCUACUAUCCUAUCUACAAUCCUCUGAGGGGCGAACUCUCAGUUUGCAGUGCCUAGUAAUAAUGGCAUCUAAAAUCGCUUCUGGAAUGGCUUAUCUGGAAUUCAAACGGUAUAUACACCGCGACCUGGCAGCGCGAAAUGUUCUCGUUGGUGAACAACAUGUUGUGAAAAUUGCAGACUUUGGUCUUGCGCGAAUGAUUCAUAACCGUGAGUAUGUCGCUCACGCUGGAGCACGGUUCCCCAUCAAAUGGACUGCUCCAGAGGCUGCCAACUAUUCCCGGUUCACCAGUAAAUCGGAUGUUUGGUCUUUUGGUAUCCUGUUAACCGAGAUGGUCACCUAUGGGCGAUCUCCCUAUCCUGGGAUGCACAAUGCCGAGGUACUACGCCAAGUCGAAGCUGGAUACCGCAUGUCGAAGCCUGUCGGUUGUCCCUCUGAGCUGUAUGACCUCAUGUUAGACUGCUGGGCUGCAGAUGAGAACAAACGUCCUUCGUUUGAAAAGAUUCAAAGGCGACUCGAGGAGUAUUGUGAGGCAGAAAAACCAUCUUAUCGCGGUACGGUCGGACAACCACAUCCGCUGCCGUUUGGCUCGCAGCCUGCUUCGGUACAAAAUAGACGACCCUCCUCUCCUAAAGGCUUCCAGAAUGGCAUCCAAAUUUCUGUUUCCCCCUAGUUGUAUAUCUGUACACACCCCAUCAGUGCUCAUACCUCUCGCCUAUUUCUUUACGCAUUUUGGUCUUGAUCCAGCGGUUCUUUCAUACCGAUUGUAUUUCACAUACCGCACUCUUUCUGACAGUGGCUAAAAGUUUAGUUGUGACCGUUGCCCCUGUCACUCAACCCUUUCCUUUUUCGUCCAUAUUGUUUGACCACAGCCAUUACUAUCACACAAUCUGCCUUUCGGCGAUCGCAGUUUCCUCUGAUACCCCUCGAACCUUUCAGUACGAUGAUUAGCCAGUCCUGAUUCAGAUCCCUUUGUAUGCUUCCUCCGAUGGGCAUUCCAUCGUACAUAUACCGAGUGUGCUGUUUUUUUACUAUGCAACCUCCAAGCGUAAUAUGAUUCAGCAAAAUCCGUAUCCAAUGUACCGGUUUUUUCGACAAUGAACUUUUCUAGACCUGUUCACGGACAUCACUGCUUGAUGGAGCGUUAUCUCGUUAUCUCCUGUGACUAAUUUCCCCUGGUUUUUCUGGUUUGUGUUAAGAAUACUUGAAAAAAUUUCAUGCCCAGUUAGUUAGCCCCUACUGGGCUCAAACUCCAAAAAAGUUACAUGCCUGACUGAACGCGGCGCCGAUUUCUUGUCGCACUCAAAUAGUACCAUCCAACAAUUAGGAACGGUGGUAGGUUGGUACGCGAUCAAGGAUAACCGAGUAAAACUGC